AGCGUGCAGGCGGCGCCGGGCGCGGGCACGGCGGUGCGGUGGAUGACCAUGUCCUGCCCGCCGCUGUGCACGUCGCUGAGCUGCUCCAGCACGGCGAUGCUGCGGGCCGUGCUCACCGACACCCGGUGGUCCUCGGACCAGGCCAGCGGCUCCAACCCGCUGGCGCCGUGCUGCAGCCGCACCGCCGGCUCUCGCCGCACCGCCGUGAGCCGGAACCCGGCGCUCGCCGCCGCCGCCGCCGCCUCCUCCGCGAUCACCUCGAGCCCCAGCGGCGGCUCCUCCCGCCCCGCCGCCGCCAUGUUACCGCCGCCUCACGGGCCGCGCGCACGCGCCGCCACCGCAAGCCCCCGGCGGGCCCGGCCGGGGCUGCCCCGCCGCCGCCUGCGCGCCCCGCGGGCCCGGGAGCGCGGCUUGCGGGGCUGGGGAGAGCCCUCACGGAGCCCCCGCAGCGCCGCGGGGCGGGCGGGACAGCCGGGUGCGCUCCGGGUUCGGAGGAAAGCUCCGCACCCACUGCCGCGCCGCCCUCAAGGGCCGGGCCGGGCGGGAGGCGGCCCCGGGGGCCUGCGGAGGAGCGGGCGGGACAUGGCGGCCGGCAUGGGGAUGCGCGGCCUCGGCCGGCAAUCUGGUGCUCUGAAAAGGAAACUCCAGUCACCACAUGGAAAGCCACCCGUGAAACGCAAACGGAAAUUAUCCAUAAACACCUUCAGGAAGGGUGCCACUGAGGCUGACAGGAGGGAGGAGGGAAGCUCAUCACAAAAACCUCUUCCUAAGAAGCAGUUGACUAACAAACAAAAUGAAAGCAAGAAAAACAAACCUUCCAUUAAGACGUCCAGCCUGUUUAAAAACAACCCAGACAUCCCAGAAAUUCACAGAAAAGAAGUGCAGCAGGUGCAAGAAAAUGUUUUCACUACAGAUUCCUUCAGCCAGCUGGACCUCCACCCACAUCUGAUCUCCACAAUAAAUACUGUCCUAAACAUAUGUAGCAUGACCAGUGUUCAGAAGCAAACCAUUCCUGUGCUCCUGCAAGGCAGAGAUGCCCUGGUGAGAUCUCAGACUGGUUCAGGUAAAACUCUUGCCUAUGGGAUUCCACUUGUGCAGUGUUUGCAAGGACUAGAAUCCAAAAUACAGCGCAGUGAUGGCCCCUACGCCCUCGUGCUUGUCCCAACCAGGGAGCUUGCACUCCAAAGUUUUGAUACAAUCCAGAAGCUACUUAAGCCGUUUAUCUGGAUUGUGCCUGGAGUGCUAAUGGGGGGAGAAAAGAGAAAAUCAGAAAAAGCCAGAUUACGGAAAGGGAUAAAUAUUCUCAUUUCCACCCCUGGCCGCCUGGUUGAUCACAUCAAGUCCACAGAAUGUAUUAAUUUCCGUCACACUCAGUGGCUGAUUAUUGAUGAAGCAGACAGGAUCCUGGACCUGGGCUUUGAGAAGGAUGUGACUGUGAUACUCAAUGCUUUAAAUGCUGAGAGAGAGACACGUCAGAAUGUGCUGCUCUCAGCCACUCUCACCGAAGGAGUGACACGCCUGGCUGAUAUCAGCUUGAAUGACCCUGUCAGCAUUUCUGUAGCAGAUGAAAUCCAGAAGGUGCCUGAAGCAGCAUCACAGACAGAUAGGGAAGCCAGCAGUUCAUUGAACUGCAUGGAGCAGGAAAACUUUGCUGUUCCAGAGACACUGCAGCAGUAUGUCAUUAUGGUCCCCAGCAAACUGAGGCUUGUCACAUUAGCAGCUUUUAUCCUGCAGAAAUGCAAGUUUGAAAAGCGCCACAAGAUGAUCAUCUUUUUCUCCAGCUGUGAACAAGUGGAAUUCUACCACGAGCUCCUUGUAAAGGUCCUUUCAGGAGGGUCAGAGUCAGAACAACCUGGAUGUUCAUCCCCCUCCUCUGUGAGCUUACAGUUUCUACGUCUGCACGGCGACAUGGAACAGGAAGAAAGGACAGAGGUCUUCCAGGAGUUCCUAAAAUCCAAGACUGGCAUCUUACUUUGCACUGAUGUAGCAGCACGGGGGCUGGACCUGCCUCAGGUGACCUGGAUUGUACAGUACAACGCUCCGGCUUCACCUGCGGAAUACAUCCACAGGAUCGGGAGGACGGCGCGCAUCGGCUGCCGUGGGAGCAGCCUGCUCGUGCUGGCGCCUUCGGAGGCAGAAUAUGUCAGCUUGCUGGCUUCUCACAAGAUUAAUGUUUCAGAGCUGAAGAUGGAGAAGGUGUUAGCAGUCCUGAUGAAAGAUGAUCGCUUCAAGGUGCACAGACCAGGAAGCAGGAAAUCCUGUGGCAAGAACCCUCAGGAAGUCCGGGAGAGAGCCACGGUCCUGCAGACAAAAUUUGAAAACUACGUCCACUCCAGCGAGGAGACUGUCCUGUGGGCAAAGAAAGCACUGCAGUCUUUCCUUUGUGCCUACACCACCUAUCCCAGCAAACUCAAGCACAUCUUCCACAUCAAAUCUCUCCACCUGGGUCACGUGGCCAAGAGCUUUGGGCUGAGAGAUCCUCCCCAGAACCUGACUGCAGGCUCAAAGAGGAAAACCAAACCAAGACCAAAAAGGUCUGAGCUGCUCAAGAAGACCCAUGGCAAACACCGCCUUGCUGAGAUCCUGCGCUCUGAAUAUUCCAGUGGGAUGGACACUGCUGGAGCCAAGGUCAAGAAGAAGAAGAGAAAGCAGAGAAAAGCUGGCAACCAGCAGAUUCCAGCAUAAGCCAGGCCCUUCCAGUCAUUGGCUGUAAAAGCUGCUUGAGUGCCUCAGCUGGGGGUCAGGGUGACCUGCCAAAUCAACUGAGGACGGUUUCAAUUUAUCAGGCAAAUGUAGGAGGCAUCCUGGGGAUCUUGGCCUCCUCCCCUUUAUUCCAUAGGUCCAAGUGGAAUGGAAUCCAGGUGUGUCCUGUUGUACUGCUGCAAUUAAAUGUGGCUUCCCAAAGAUCCACCAUUGUCACACUGGGUUAGGAACAGCUAAGAAGCACGACACAGACUCUCUUGUGAGCUGAACAGGAGAGCAAAGUCGUUUAUUCUUGAUCUUCUUUUAUAGACGUGUUUGAGAAGGUCUGAGAGGUAAAACUCUCAUUGGUCAUUAAAGCAGCACAUCACUAUCAUUGGUUAAGUGAAACACCACCCCUUGACAGUUUCCUAAACACCACCUGCAAAGAUUGUUGUCCUGUACCAAGGACUGUUUGGAUUCUUUCUCAGGCCAGAAUGAGAAGCCUGUGACUCAGUUCCCUGUUUUUUUCAUUUAGCAUCCACACGCCAUGUUCCUAAGAUUUUAUUUUUUUUAACAAGAAAAAUAAAAAGAGGUUGAAUAUGAUUUUCAGAGAAAUGUGUGUGCAACAUAAAAGUGAGACCAGUUUGGGUAGGCAGGAGGUGCUUUUCUGUUUAAGGAACACUCCACAAUCCCUUCACUUGCUGUUUCCAGCCAGGUGAACAUAGCAGAGGAGGUGUCACCAUGGAGAGGGGAAUCUGCCCUGUCCUGUCACUGUAAAGGGAGCACUUUUGCUCUUGGCUCAGGUAAUGAGGCCACAUUGCUGCCAGCUCCUCUCCUGUCCUCUGUGCACUGGGCAAGGUCUGUGCCUGGUCACUGUUAGUCAGAAUUGCCACCUGCAACGAUGCCAGUGGCAGGAUUGUGGAGAACUCUUCAGUGUGAUGACACAGAGUCCCUUUGGGGCAGAGUUCAUUGGCACAGAACUUCUGUCAGAGCUCCUGGACUCGGGAACAAACGUUGUCACUGUGGGAAGGAGCCACACUGGAAUCCAGCAGUCUCCUCCUUGCCUGCAGCGUGUUGUCAUUCCUGAUUAUGUAACACAGAGGGAGCAGGAGAUGUCUCACCUCUCUGAACAUUAAAGCCUUUGCAGGCUCCUACAAACCCUUGCCAGUAGUGACCCAGGCUUUUGGGGUUCUUUGCCCUGCCUGAGCCUGUUUUGAGCUCAUGGAUUUUGCUUUUUGCUUUUCCUAUUUGCCAUCCAUCUUGUUCCCAUCAGACAACUGGGACACUGGGAAAAGGGAUGCAGGAUGGCCCCCAGUGUGCUGAGACUGGCAUUUGUUCACCAGAGUGUGAAAUGAAACCCAAACUGCCCUGGGAGUGGAGAGUGCCUCCAAAGCAUGCAGAAUUCCCAACUCCCCCAGCUCCUACAGGUGAGCACCCACCUGUCCCCUCUCUGUUCCUCCCUCUGCAUCUUCCAGCCCCUCCUAGAACACAAGCACCAAGCAAGGCACAGGUGAGAACAGCACAAAAACAGCCAAAACACAACUUUCUUCUCCCUGCAUGUGUCUUCCUCAAGGAAAGGGAUGAGGAAGAGCAGCCCACCCGUGACCUGAGCCAGGCAUGUUUAAUGCAGGAGCAGAAAGUGCUCAAAUAGUGGCAAUUUCAGACGUCAGAAGGAAGAAAAGUACUGAAAAAGGAGUAUAAACAGAUGAAAAUGAUGCCUUGUAAAUGCAAAAUUGAGGGCACCUACUUUGGGCUGUUGUGAGUCAUACAGAGGAUUGUAGGAGAGCAGCAAUCAGCCCCAAAGUAUUUAAUUUCUGAAGUGAAGGUAACUUUUGAAACCAGAAUUUUUAUUUCCUCCCAGACAAUUAUCAAACACUCCAAUUUCACUGCAAUACUUUUUUGAACACCUCUGGAAGAUAAUAAAAAGGAUCCAGUAUCAAAUUAACCAUGAUUUUGCAGAGAGAAUGAAGUUACAAACAUUUAUUAGAUUAAAAUAAAAUAGCAACAAAGCCCCACCUGAUUUUGUUAUGAGAACUAUUUGAAAGAGCAAUCAGGUUUAAGGCAAAUGUCAAACAGAAAAGAAACCCCUGAGGAUGAAAAUGACUCAGAAUGAUGCAGGAAGUGCAAGUUUGGGAAUGAUAUUUUGCAUGAAGGGAAAAUACAUGACCUUCUCCUGGCUGACUGUCACAUAGGAAUUAAUAGGGACUGCUGGCAAAUUCAUAACAGUAGGAAAAAAGGCCAACAACACAUAGGUGAGAGACAUCAGGAGAUCACAUUGCUGCCUGUAUUAACUGGGCAUGAAACAGUACAAAUGGUUAUGAUGAAUCAAGUGAUUUUUAAAAAAAAAUAUGAGUGCCUUUUUCUUUCAGCUUCACCAUCUUUAGCAGAUAGGGCUGGAUUGCUUGUGUGAUUAGGGAAAGAGAGAGGAGGAUAAAUAAAUUGUUAAAAGACAUGCACAUGCACCUGAAGUUAAGCCAAGUUUUCUCCUAACAAACUUGAAGGCUGAUGAGCAAAAUGUGUUUGAAUUGUGGCCAGGUGGGCCGGACACAAAUUCUGCCCUUAUUUACACUUGGGCAGCUCCAGAUUGGCUCUGAGCUGGCUUCACCCUUGUGCACCACUCAAUUCAGGAAGAACCUGGUAGGUUUGGGGUUGAUUUUAUUCAAAUCAUCAUUCAGGCAGGGCAGGGCAGGG
Molecule: messenger RNA, 5373 nt
Organism: Poecile atricapillus (Black-capped chickadee)
Lineage: Eukaryota; Metazoa; Chordata; Aves; Passeriformes; Paridae
Gene: DDX31
Product: DEAD-box helicase 31
Exons: 20
Coding region: 43-2685 (880 amino acids)
Biological process (GO): ribosome biogenesis
Cellular component (GO): nucleus
Molecular function (GO): RNA helicase activity; nucleic acid binding; ATP binding
Source: RefSeq, a predicted model, not a curated record